GUACUAAAGGCAAGGGAGACACAGUCCAGACACUUUGAGCUGAGCUUUAUCUUCAAGUCCGUGUUCAGCAGCUCAGCAACAGAGAGCAGUCGCUGGGAAAUAUUACAGAGGACUUCUACAGCACCUGACCAAUACAACUACAACCUCCCUCUGCUUAAAAGAUAAAGAGAAGAGAAAGCUCUCAGAGAAAUGAAUUGCCUGUGGUUCCUAUCUCUUCUUGCUUACGGGCUUACAAUACUAGAGGUGGUGAAUUGUUGGACAUACCAUUAUUCAGACACAAACAUGACCUACAAAGAGGCAGAGUUAUGGUGCAAAAAGAGGUAUACUAACAUGGUUGCCAUUCAAAACAAGGAUGAAAUCAACUAUCUUAAUGACUUCUUACCCUUCAAUCCGGGUUACUACUGGAUUGGAAUCAGAAAAAUUAAUGGUACGUGGACCUGGGUUGGAACAAACAAAGAACUGACAGAUGAAGCAGAAAAUUGGGCUUCAGGUGAACCAAAUGGCAAAGGGAACAACGAGGACUGUGUUGAAAUCUACAUCAAAAGAGGGAAGGAUGACGGCAAAUGGAAUGAUGAGAAGUGUGAAAAAAAAAAGGUUGCCUUGUGCUAUACAGCUUCUUGCAACCCAUCUUUCUGCAGUGGCCGUGGAGAAUGCAUAGAGACUAUUAACAAUCACACCUGCCAGUGUAACCCUGGAUUCUAUGGGCCAGAUUGUGAAUUUGUUAAGACUUGUGAUCCACUAAAGAAACCUGAUCACGGCAGCCUUGAGUGCAACCAUCCAUUGGAGGACUUCGGCUAUAACUCCUCAUGCACAGCUCAGUGUGAAGAAGGCUAUGAGCUGAAUGGACUGGAGUCAGUAUACUGUAUGUCUUCUGGAAACUGGUCUGACACACUUGCAUCAUGCAAAGCUGUGACCUGCCCUGCUUUAGAAAUGCCCGCUCAUGGCUCUCUCAACUGCUCCCAUCCCUCUGGGGAGCUUCCCUGGGGUACCACCUGUGAGUUCACCUGUGAGGAAGGAUUUGCUCUGACAGGACCAUCCACUCUGCAGUGCGGAUCUUCUGGGGCCUGGGACAAGCAGCAGCCAUCCUGUGCAGCUGUGAGGUGUGAGGCUGUAACCUGGCCAGAAGAAGGUUCUGUGAGCUGUGCUUCUGCAGAUCUCACCUAUGGUUCACACUGUGAUUUCCGUUGUCGAGAAGGCUACGUUUUGGAGGGCCCAUCCAGCAUUAAGUGCAUGGCACAGGGACAGUGGUCAGAGCCAUUCCCAAAAUGCAAAGCUGUGACCUGCCCUGCUUUAGAAAUGCCCGCUCAUGGCUCUCUCAACUGCUCCCAUCCCUCUGGGGAGCUUCCCUGGGGUACCACCUGUGAGUUCACCUGUGAGGAAGGAUUUGCUCUGACAGGACCAUCCACUCUGCAGUGUGGAUCUUCUGGGGCCUGGGACAAGCAGCAGCCAUCCUGUGCAGCUGUGAGGUGUGAGGCUGUAACCUGGCCAGAAGAAGGUUCUGUGAGCUGUGCUUCUGCAGAUCUCACCUAUGGUUCACACUGUGAUUUCCGUUGUCGAGGAGGCUAUGUUUUGGAAGGCCCAUCCAGCAUUAAGUGCAUGGCACAGGGACAGUGGUCAGAGCCAUUCCCAAAAUGCAAAGUUGUACAGUGUGAACCACUGAAGUCUCCUGAGAAAGGCUCCAUGGAUUGCAUACAUGGUGCUGGGAACUUCACAUACAACACAGCCUGCCACUUCAGCUGCCUAGAAGGAUGGAAUCUCAGUGGAUCUCAUGUUCUUGAGUGCAGUCAUUCAGGAAACUGGAGUGCCAGUCUGCCCACAUGUGAAGCUUCUCAACAAGUUGGCUAUGUCACUGUGGGCAUAGCAGCCACCACUACCUCUCUGCUUGCCACAGCAUCAUUCCUCUUUUGGCUUGCAAAGCGGUUACGAAGCAAAGUAAAGAAAUUCACUCCUGCCAGCAGCUGUCAGCACCUCACUACUGAAAGCCAGAAUGUCUAGCUCCAGGUGUUUCAGGAAUUGAAGCCAUCUUUGCUCAUGUCUCAGAGAUUUUCAGGAAAUGAAACUCCAUGCAGAUCAGCAGCUGACCAGAUGUUUUUACCUCUUGAUGACAAGAUGAUUCACCUUGUGUAUUGCUCAAAUUUUGAACUCAAGCUGUCUGGUAUUUCCAUAGAAGACUAACAAGCAGAGAGCAAAACUCUGGCCUUCUGGCAAAACGCUGUCUACAUUCAGUCAUGUAGUUAUCAUAACUGGGAGCUUGCCAUGUCUUGUCCAGAUGGUGAGCAAAUAGUAAGCUGCUGGCUAAGGAGGAGGCUGGUUUCUCCUCUGGUCUACUAGGUGAGGUACCUGGGUGAGGUGAAGACAUGCAUUAUUUCACAUCACUUACUACACUGCUGGAGAUGUCUCCUCUGGAGACAUAUGGGUUAUGUUGGCAGAAACAAAAUAAUUGGGGUUAAAAACAUUCUCAAUUGCUUUGAAGCCAUUGAUCUGGCUUAUUGUUGAAGCCAUUUUAUUUUAAGAUGUUCCCAUAUGCCUGAAGUGACAUAGGCAAUUAUCUGGGUUUCUGCUGCAUGUUCCAGAAAGCCUUUGGACUUUACUUUUUGUUGAUGGCACUGGGAAUGAUAGUGCUUGUACUAGGUACUCUGGUUUCUGAAUGCAGCAAGUAGGUGGGAAGUUCUCAUCCCCAUGGGAUUGUGCACUGUAAUACAGAUGUGUGGAUGUAAAUAUUUAAUUUGCUGUGUAAUUUUUACCGAGGGAUUUCUGUGCUGUUAAUGGCAACUAUAUUUAAGACACCUGAUCCUGAUCUGGGCCCAGAACAUUUUAAAAUGAGUCAGAAAUAUGCAGGCAUGUAAUCUUAUGAACAUAAUUUACAGAUAAAAUAGAAGCCUCAGAUUUUUAUAUAUGUUGCAUGUAUGAACUAUUGUGCUGUUAAAGGACAUUAAAGGACUUCAAAUGAGAGUCUUAAGUUAUGUGUAAGUUAUAAAUUAAUCAACUCUGCUAGACUUAGAAUCUGAUGUGUACUGUUCUAUUUGUAGCAGUAUUUAAUAAAAAGUUUUAAAGAGAAUGCUCCCUU
This is a messenger RNA of Lagopus muta (rock ptarmigan), 3067 nucleotides long. It is a transcript of the gene SELE, whose product is annotated as selectin E. Gene Ontology annotation, biological process: leukocyte tethering or rolling; response to cytokine; heterophilic cell-cell adhesion. The transcript is spliced from 14 exons. The coding region runs from base 190 to 1995 and encodes 601 amino acids. Gene Ontology annotation, cellular component: external side of plasma membrane; membrane. Gene Ontology annotation, molecular function: sialic acid binding; oligosaccharide binding. NCBI's taxonomy places the organism in Eukaryota, Metazoa, Chordata, Aves, Galliformes, Phasianidae. The record is from RefSeq and is a predicted model, not a curated record.